AUGCCGGGCUUCGACUUCUCCAACUACAACCGCAAUGCGGCCCUGCACGCUCGCGGAGUGCCUCUGCCCAAGGCCACCAGCACGGGCACCACAAUUGUCGGCUGCAUCUUUGACGGGGGCGUCGUGAUUGCCGCCGACACCCGCGCCACCUCGGGCCCCAUUGUCGCCGACAAGAACUGCGAAAAGCUGCACUACAUCUCGCCCCAGAUCUGGUGUGCCGGCGCCGGCACCGCCGCCGACACCGAGUUUACCACCAGCCUCAUCUCCUCCCAGCUCGAGCUGCACUCUCUAUCCACCGGUCGCAAACCCCGCGUCGUCACCUGCAUGACCCUGCUCAAGCAGCAUCUCUUCCGCUACCAGGGCCACAUCGGCGCCUACCUCGUCGUCGCCGGCUGCGACCCCACCGGCACCCACCUCUUCACCGUCCACGCACACGGCAGCACCGACAAGCUGCCCUACGUCACCAUGGGCAGCGGCAGCUUGGCCGCCAUGAGCGUCUUUGAGACGCAGUGGAAGGCCAACCUGACGCAAGACGAGGCCGUCAAACUGGCAAGCGACGCCAUCCUGGCUGGUAUCUUCAACGACCUGGGAUCUGGAUCCAACGUCGACGUCGCCAUCAUCACCAAGGAAAAGACCACUCUCAAGAGGAACCUCAUCAAGCCCAACGAGAAGAGCUCCAAGCUCCAGAGCUACGCUUUCCCCAAGGGCACGACGGCUGUCCUCAACGAAAAGAUCAUCCACAAGAAUGAGAUUGGCCGAUACGUGAGCGUGCACGAGGUGCCGCUCGAGACUGAGAAGAUGGAUGUAGAUACUUGA
Molecule: messenger RNA, 816 nt
Organism: Hirsutella rhossiliensis
Lineage: Eukaryota; Fungi; Ascomycota; Sordariomycetes; Hypocreales; Ophiocordycipitaceae
Product: proteasome subunit domain-containing protein
Exons: 2
Coding region: 1-816 (271 amino acids)
Cellular component (GO): proteasome core complex
Molecular function (GO): threonine-type endopeptidase activity
Source: RefSeq, a predicted model, not a curated record